Molecule: messenger RNA, 1182 nt
Organism: Xyrauchen texanus (razorback sucker)
Lineage: Eukaryota; Metazoa; Chordata; Actinopteri; Cypriniformes; Catostomidae
Product: homeobox protein vent1-like
Exons: 4
Coding region: 1-936 (311 amino acids)
Biological process (GO): neuron projection morphogenesis; endocrine pancreas development; central nervous system development
Cellular component (GO): nucleus
Molecular function (GO): sequence-specific double-stranded DNA binding
Source: RefSeq, a predicted model, not a curated record
AUGAGCUGGGAUUACCCCUAUAAAUACUUGAGCUCUAUACAGGAGGUGUUGACCAGUGAACCCGAAGACACGCUUAUCAGCACACAAGCUGAGUCUCAAUCAGAGGACCUCAUUCUGUUCACAAGACUCUGGGAACUCACCGAGGGGCCCAGCACAUCUGGCACGGCUUCUGAGAGUCUCCCUGGCUUCUACAGCAGAUGGAGACCCGAAAGCAUGGAAAAUCAGGAGAAACAUAUGGAGCCAGUGCAGCCAGGAAACAGUUCUUUGAGUACAUCUAUGCAAGAGACAAACAACAGCAAUAUUGUCCAGCAACACGCUCAUGCAUCAGAGCCAGGUUUCAGUAGCAGUGCAGAGGAGGAGGAGACAUCAGGGUAUGAGAGUGAAGAGUGCCGUUCUCUCUCACCUGGGGCCCCAAAGGACACAGCUCAAUCGGUAUCGCCCUCUACUGGCCGCAGGCCCCGAACGGCUUUCACCGCCGAGCAGAUCAGCAGUCUGGAGAAAGCCUUCAAAAGAAACGCUUAUCUCGGAGCCCAAGACAAAGCAGAGCUCUGCAAAAGACUAAAUCUGUCAGAUAAACAGAUUAGAAACUGGUUCCAGAACCGUCGAAUGAAGCUGAAAAGAACCGUUCAGGACAACUUGGCUCACGCGUGUCAGGCAAAGGUCGCGUCCCAUUUGAUGCACUAUUCUGACCUGCACAGUUACCGACCCGCUCCGUAUCCCAGCUACUACUCAGGAGUACAGGAGAGCCCGGCAACUUACGCCCAGUGUCCCACAGGCUUCCACUACAAUCCGGCCGCAGUGGGAAGCAUCCCGACCCUGCCCGUGGAGGCCUUGUACCCGUACAGCACCCUACAGAGCUUGCCAGUGCACCCUAGUAACACCUCCAUGAUGGCACCGUACCAGCCUUACCACUCUCAGUUCUACAACACACAGUGAGAAGAGAGAACGCCAACAAAACUUUAAUUUCAGACCAUUGUUGCUUAUUUGGCAUCGUUUACAUGUGUGAAUACAGGGGGCAGGGAUGGAUUACUGACCGGGCCAAUGGGGCCAGGGGCCUUUGCAAGGGGGUAAAGUGCAAUCGAAUGUGAUUUUUGAGUUUGGUGAUGCUGUUUAUGUUGUUUGACAAAUUAUUUAAAUAUGUUUGUAAAACUUGAAAAGUUCUAUUUCAUUCAUGUUUAUGUG